CAGGCUUCCUUUGUUCGUCGUCUACUGUUCAGAGACAGAGGGCGGAUCACUCCAUAGAUGAGUGUCGAGCAUUGUGGUGAAAAUUCGAGACACCUGUGUGACCUUAGCGUAGACUUCAAGCUCAAUCUUUCGGGAAAACGGGGUAAGCAAUUAAGGUUAGAAGGGAAGACGAAGCAGAACACAAAUUACUGCGCAACAAUAAUCGAGCCUUGUUGACCCGCCGUGGUUGAUCAGUGGCUACGGUGUUGGGCAGCUGAGCGCGAGGUGGCGGGAUCGAAUCGCGGCCACGGCGGCCGCAUUUCGAUGGGGGUGAAAUGCGAAAACACCCGUGUACUUAGAUUUAGGUGCACGUUAAAGAACCCCAGUUGGUCGAAAUUUCCGGAGUCCUCCACUACGGCGUGCCUCAUAAUCAGAAAGUGGCUUUGGCAUGUAAAAAAAAAAACCCAUCAUUUUUUUUUUUUCGAGCGCUGUUGAAGGGUGGGUGCUCCACCGUACUAGCGUACUGUCCACGUGUUUCGCUACACGUUCCACAAGUUGGGCAGCGAAAGGCCCGGCACUUGUCCUAGCGGGCGUAUACGGGAUUUGCCACGUUAGCGGGUUUAACGAACGGGAAAGCAGAGCCUACACACUACUGAAGAACAGUUACGAAAGGUAACACUGCUGAAAUUGCUCGCUAUAGAUGACUAUGUGUUCAUUACAACAAGGGAAGUGGGUACAGAAAGAGUUCAAGAAGUGGAACAAGAAGAGAAAUAUGGACGACGGUGGGCCGACACAUGAACCACCCUGAAUGGGGACGCGUUCUUCUUCUUUUUUUUUUUUUUGCAGGCGCUUACGAGGUCAUGGACCGUUCCGUCGGGGAACUGUUGGCCGCGCUGCAGUCUCGCUGCAUGCUCGCCGACAGCCUGGUGGUGUUCGCCAGCGACAACGGCGGCGGGCCACUGGCCUCGCCGGCCUUCGAGUUCGCCAACGCUGGCUCCAACUGGCCCCUGCGCGGGGUCAAGCAGGAAGUGUGGGAAGGGGGCGUGCGGACGCCGGCGGUGCUGUGGUCCGGACGCCUCAGCGGAAGCUUGCCCCGAGCCCCGUCGCAGCAAGUGGUGCACAUCUCCGACUGGGCGCCCACGCUAUACGCAGCCGCAGGUGGCGAUCCUAAAGACCUUGGUGACGUGGACGGCAGGAACCUGUGGGAUGUGCUGUCCACCGGUAGAGGCAAGGGACGCGAGGAGGUGCUCCUGCAAAUAGAAGGCAAGCAAGGAAUGGCAGCCCUCAUCUCCGGCAGGUACAAACUAAUCAGCCGACCCAGCGGGCCAAAUGACCCGCAGCUCGACGUUCAAGUAGCACCACCACCAGGACAACCUCCACAGGACCUCGACCUGGACGCCCUCGUGACGUCAUCGGCAGCCUGGCAGGCGCUGCAGAACGCCUCCAUCGACGCCGGCGGGCGAAGCCAGUCUCCACCGAGACCCAACUGGCGCCAAGAGGCAACACUCAACUGCAGCGGCACUGGCGCCUCGGCCAACAACGACAGCGCGCAGAGCAACUUCGAUCCGUACGACGCAGUCUUCGUGUUUGACAUCGUCAGCGACCCGUGCGAGCGUAACAACCUCGCAUCAUCUAAUACUGAGCUGCGUCAUAGGCUCCUCGACAAGCUGGCUGCAUACCGGAGAGCCAUCUCACCUCAAUCGAGUGGCCACGAAACCGACGAGCGCGGCUACCCGGAGCAUCACCGCUGCCUCUGGUCGCCCUGGAUACGCGUAAAGCCGGCGCCGUACCAGAACUGCUCCUGCUGA
Molecule: messenger RNA, 1787 nt
Organism: Dermacentor andersoni
Lineage: Eukaryota; Metazoa; Arthropoda; Arachnida; Ixodida; Ixodidae
Source: RefSeq, a predicted model, not a curated record